This is a messenger RNA of Striga asiatica, 540 nucleotides long. The record is from the annotation of a GenBank genome assembly. NCBI's taxonomy places the organism in Eukaryota, Viridiplantae, Streptophyta, Magnoliopsida, Lamiales, Orobanchaceae.
AUGCAAAUCUUCGUCAAAACCCUAACCGGCAAAACAAUCACCCUCGAGGUCGAGGCCUCCGACGCCGUCGACACCGUGAAGGCGAAGAUUCAGGACAAGGAGGGCAUCCCCUCCGACCAGCAGCGCCUCAUCUUCGCCGGUAAACAGCUCGAGGACGGCCGAACCCUAGCCGACUACAACAUCCAGAAGGAGUCCACCCUGCACCUCGUCCUCCGCCUCCGCGGCGGCUCCGGCGGGACCAGCUGGCGGAUCCCCUUCGUCGCCAACCACCUGGUGAAGAAGAUCCAGCAGCUGAACCAGAGCUCGAAGAAGGAGCUGAUCAAGACGUGGUCGAGAGGGUCCACCAUCGUUCCGGAUAUGGUGGGACACCGGAUCGCGGUCCACGACGGCCGGAAGCACGUCCCUUUCCGCAUUUCGGAGAAUAUGGUCGGCCACAAGCUAGGGGAGCUGAAGCCCAAGCGCUCGCACAGGAAGGAGGUCCACGCGCGCGGCAAGGCCGCGAAGAGCACUAAGAGUAUUAAGAGCCCGAAGAAGAAGUAA